UUGCAAGAGAUCGUCGCUCAAUCAGGAGACAUCACUGCCCUGAACUGGGUCGGAACAUCAUCCGAAUUCAAUAGCUGUCUGCCAGCCGACAUUACAUCGUACAAAGCCCCGCCAUACACCCCACCAUCUCUAUCCGAAGAUCAGAUGCAGACAUCAAUCUCGUCGUUGCGAGAUGCUAUUCUUGUGAAGCUUGCUUCGACACUAUAUGCCCGGCUCGACAACCUGAGCACACCUCGUUUCGCGAGUCGCAGGCUACAUCUGCCUUGCAUCGCAUUUCCUGUCACAGCAGUCAGACGGAGGCGUAGUCAAGACGGGGAGUCAUGUCUCACAUACGAAGUCAAGGCAGACGGUCUUCAAGACAUGUUAAUCACCACAGAAGAUAAGCUGGUUCAGUUCUCGCGGGCAAGGUCCACUCGGCAGCCGUUCUUGCUCGUUCGUUCGUGGAAUCGGUAUGACCUUGAACUGUCUGACCUUUCAGACGAGGUGCAGAGCGCGGAUGACGAUUGGCCAGAGCCUGAGUCUCCAUCAAACACAUUACUCAGCGGGUCUCAUGGAGAAGAUGAGCCGGCUGAUUUGGAGUUUCACUCGCGAGCGUUGAGGUUGAUCGUUCGCCUUGGACAGCGUUUUGGCGCGCUUUUGUUAGCACAGCAGCGUGGUGGGGUGUACAAAAGAAUUGCGUCAGAUCACAAUAUUAUUGCGCAAGUCAGGGACGUGGCUUCUAUUCACGACAUGAUGGACGUUAGGACACUAGAGAUAUUGUAGUCGCAAGGAUUUCACGUAGUUUCAUUCAUAAUUUUGACAGCGUUUAAGUACAUGGAAAGAUUCUCCUAAUGGUAACUUUCAUGAUCAUUGAUGAAAAAUGUAU
Molecule: messenger RNA, 865 nt
Organism: Suillus subaureus
Lineage: Eukaryota; Fungi; Basidiomycota; Agaricomycetes; Boletales; Suillaceae
Exons: 2
Coding region: 145-762 (205 amino acids)
Source: RefSeq, a predicted model, not a curated record